Messenger RNA from Pediculus humanus corporis (human body louse), 231 nucleotides. Its product is annotated as Homeobox protein EgHBX4, putative. Gene Ontology annotation, biological process: regulation of gene expression. The record is from RefSeq and is a predicted model, not a curated record. The transcript has 3 exons. Gene Ontology annotation, molecular function: sequence-specific double-stranded DNA binding. NCBI's taxonomy places the organism in Eukaryota, Metazoa, Arthropoda, Insecta, Psocodea, Pediculidae. The coding region runs from base 1 to 231 and encodes 76 amino acids.
AUGAAUGGAGAUAAUGAUUUAGACGACGGUCCUGGAAGUUCUAAAAGGAGAAGAUCUCGUACCAAUUUCAACAGUUGGCAACUUGAAGAAUUAGAAAGAGCAUUUUUGGCGAGUCACUAUCCGGAUGUUUUCAUGCGGGAAGCUUUGGCAAUGAGAUUAGAUUUGAAAGAAUCAAGAGUUGCCAAUGACGUGAUUCCGGUGAGAAUAUUUCGUGCAAGAAAAUAUAUAUAA